GGGAUCAUUCUUGAGGGUUGUUCGACUCAAACGGGAAGGUUCUCUAUAUGUCCGAAGCUCAUAAUUUGAAGCAGAGAAGGAACUGAAGCUUUCGACAUCGGUUCAGCUCAAGCACCAAGAAUGGUGUGGAAGACGCGCUUUUAUGAGCAAUAUCACGAAGUUGACGGCUUCUACCUGAGCAAGGCGUUCCCGGUCGAAUGCGUCCGUUCAGCUCUUCGCUACCAGGCGCGACCGGGUGAUCUAUUUAUCGUCAGCUACCCAAAGUGUGGCACAACAUGGAUGCAGCACAUCGUCUAUAACAUCAUAAACGGCCACCCACCCCCAAAUAACAUGCUGCUCGCCUUUAUAGAGAUGCCUUUUCUAGAACUGCAAGGGGCCGAGUCUGUCUUGGACAUGAAGAAACCGGGUGUAAUGAAGACGCACAUGCCCUUUCAGUUCCAGCCUUACUCGAAAGAAGCCAAGUAUAUUUACGUAGCGAGAAACCCCUACGAUUGCUGCGUUUCUUACUUCUACCACACCAGAAACAUUCCCGAUUACGAAUUUCAAGACGGCACGUUCGAUCAGUUCUUCGAAAUGUUUCUGGAAGGGAAGGUCGACUUCGGCGACUACUUCGAUCAUUUGCUGUCUUGGUACGAACACUGCGACGAUCCCAACGUCUUCUUUGUUACCUACGAGCAGCUGAAGAAGGACGCCAGGACAUCGGUUUUGAAGAUUGCCGACUUUAUCGGGGAACAGUACGGCCAAAAACUGCGAAAUGACAAAAGCCGGUUCGAGAGCGUCCUGACAAACAUAACCGUCAAAAGCAUGAAGGAAUGUGUGAACGAAUCCAUGCAGACUUCGAUGAGGACACUCGAGGCCGCCCUCGGUGGGAAGGUGCCCAAGUGGAUCGAUCUCAUGAAAGGAACAGCAGGAGCUGAGUCCUGUGAAAAGCCAAUGUCUGGUGAUUUUGUUCGCAAAGGCAUCGUCGGCGAUUGGCAGAACCACUUUUCGGAAGAGCAGGUAAAACGACUUCAGAAGAAGAUUCACGAGAAGACCCGAGGAAGUGACGUGAUGAAAUUGUGGAAGGACACAGACAUUCCACACUAACUGUCUAUAACUGUUUCAUACUUGGUCAUCCUGGAUUAGUUGUAACUCGUGUGGCUGAGCUGAUUUAUGCACGUUAAGCAUUGUGUAAAAGCACUCGUGCUCCGUGGGAUCACCUAUUAUUAGAAAAAUUGCCAUAUGGGAUGUAUUGUGAAUAAACAACAGCAUGGUGAAAGAAUAAAGGUGACGCGCAAAU
Messenger RNA from Rhipicephalus microplus (southern cattle tick), 1279 nucleotides. Its product is annotated as sulfotransferase ssu-1. Gene Ontology annotation, molecular function: sulfotransferase activity. The record is from RefSeq and is a predicted model, not a curated record. NCBI's taxonomy places the organism in Eukaryota, Metazoa, Arthropoda, Arachnida, Ixodida, Ixodidae.